Paramormyrops kingsleyae is the source of this 6847-nucleotide messenger RNA. NCBI's taxonomy places the organism in Eukaryota, Metazoa, Chordata, Actinopteri, Osteoglossiformes, Mormyridae. The record is from RefSeq and is a predicted model, not a curated record.
AUGUCCAAGUCCCCAAACACACCCACAGUGUCGGACACGCUCACAUCCCCAAACACGCCCACAGUGUCGGACACGCUCACAUCCCCAAACACGCCCACAGUGUCGGACACGCUCACAUCCCCAAACACGCCCACAGUGUCCAAAAAGUUCCAGUCAUUUAUUGAGGGCUGCCUGGUGAAGAACCAUGGGCAGAGACCCACUACGGAGCAGCUGCUGAAACACCCCUUCAUCCGGGACCAGGCCAACGAGCGGCAAGUUCGCAUACAGCUCAAGGACCACAUUGACCGCACCAAGAAGAAGAGGGGAGAAAGAGAAGAGACUGAGUACGAGUACAGUGGCAGCGAGGAGGAGGAGGAGGAGAACGACAUUGGGGAGCCCAGCUCCAUCAUCAACAUCCCUGGCGAGUCCACCCUGAGGCGGGACUUCCUGCGGCUGCAACUGGCCAAUAAGGAGCGAUCGGAGGCACUGCGCCGGCAGCAACUGGAGCAACAGCAGAACGAGGAGCACAAGCGCCAGCUGCUGGCUGAGCGGCAGAAGCGCAUUGAGGAGCAGAAGGAGCAGCGGCGCCGGUUAGAAGAGCAACAGCGGCGCGAGCGGGAGCUGCGCAAGCAGCAGGAGCGGGAGCAGCGGCGGCGCUAUGAGGAGAUGGAGCAGCUACGGCGGGAGGAGGAGCGGCGGCAGCAGGAGCGUGAGCAGGAGUACAAGCGUAAGCAGCUGGAGGAGCAGCGGCAAGCGGAGCGGCUGCAGAGGCAGCUGCAGCAGGAACGAGCUUACCUGGUGUCGCUACAACAGCAGCAGCAGCAGCAGCAGCAACAACAGCAGCAACAGGAACCAGAUCAGCGCCCUAUUGACAAGAAGCAGCUGUACCACUAUAAGGACACCGUGAACCCCAGCGACAAGCCCGCCUGGGCCAAAGAGGUCAUAAAGCGCUCCCAAAGUAAUUCUCCCCGCAUCCCGCCCAAGAAGUACCACUCCUUCAACAGCCCCAGUGAGGCCCGUGUCGCACACCUGCUGCCCCUGCCCCCCAGCCAGCACCCCCGCCGGCCCCCCUCCUACCCUGCUAACCCCACCGCCUGCCCUGCCCUCGAGGAGCCUGCCGACUGGCUCCACCGUGGCCCCCAGGACAUCCCCUCCAUCCGGAUCAGCUCUGGGGAACAGGAGCAGCUCAGGCGGAGCCGCCCUGCAGAGCGAGAGCAGGAGGCGGCUUUGGGCCCCCGUGGACGGAGCCCCAGACGGGCCCAGCAGGUGGAAGAGCGCUCCCUGCUGAACCGGCAGAACUCGCCGGCGCUGCAGCACAAGGUGGCCAACCGGAUCUCAGACCCGUCACUGCCACCACGCUCUGAGUCCUUCAGCAGCAGCGGCAUCCAGGCCGUCCGCACCCCCCCUAUGCACCGGCAGGUGGAGCCGCCGAUGCCGCACCUGGUCCCAGUGAAGUCCCACAGCCCGUCGAUGUCAGGCUCCCAGUCGCUGCAUGACCAGUCGGCUCAGGGAGUGUCGGCCUUCCAGGAGGGCCUGUCCCCCCACCGGCCCGUCAUACCCCGGCAGAAUUCAGACCCCACCUCUGAGACCCCCCCGCCGCCACCCCGCAUAACUAGUCGCGAUGACAAGUUCGACCGAGGCCCCUGGGUGAUGCAGGACGAGGAUAUCCCGCCCAAGGUGCCCCAGAGGACCACGUCCAUUUCCCCAGCCCUGGUGAGGAAGAACUCCCCCAGCAAUGGAGCCGGCGGCCUGGGGCCUAGAGGGGGCUCCCAGCUCAUCCGGGCCAGUAACCCUGACCUGCGCCCCUCUGUGGAGACGGGCAUCCCCCGGAACAGCAGCGGCAGCUCCUCCAGUUCCAGCACCCCAAGCUCACAAGGAGGUUCCCAGCCUGGCUCGCAGGCGGGCUCCAGCGAGCGGAACCGGGCAGAGAGCAGAGCGUCUAUACGGCAGGAGGUCCCCCCCAGUGCACCCCCUCUGGAGCCCCCAAAGUCCAAGCAGCAGGAGGAGGCCCGGGACCCUGGACGCCCCAGCCGGCCCACGGACCUGACGGCCCUGGCUAAGGAGCUCCGGGAGCUGCGAUCAGAUGAUACCAACCGGCCACCAAUUAAGGUGACUGACUACUCCUCGUCCAGUGAAUCGGAGAGCAGCGAGGAAGAUGAGGCCGAGGGGGCUGGGCACGAUGGCACCGUGCCCGUCAGCGACAUCCCACGUGUCAUGCCAUCUGUGGUCCAAGGGGGCAGCGAAACCUACGGAUCCCCUGUGAUGGGUAGCCAUGAUGACGCCCUUGGGGACUCCCACCCAGGGAUGCGAGAGACGGUGCCGGAUAGGCAGCGCUCCGGCCACGCCGAGAGCAACGGCUUUGCCGGCCACGCCAAUCUGCCCGAUCUGGUGCAGCAGAGCCGCUCGGCGGCGGGUGUGCCCGCCGGUCUGCACGCGCAGGACCAGGACACCGCGGGCGAAUUCGGGAUUGGCAACAGCACCAAGGCCUCCUUCACCCCCUUCAUGGACCCGCGCGUGUACCAGACAUCCCCCACCGAGGAUGACGGUGAUGAGAACUCAGCCGCGGCCCUGCUGAGCAGCGAGCUGGCACGCCAAGAGCAGGCCAAACUGAACGAGGCGCGCAAGAUCUCUGUGGUGAACGUGAACCCCACAAACAUCCGGCCGCACAGCGACACACCUGAGAUCCGCAAGUACAAGAAACGCUUCAACUCGGAGAUCCUCUGCGCCGCGCUCUGGGGUGUCAACCUGCUGGUGGGCACAGAGAAUGGCCUGAUGCUGUUGGACCGCAGCGGGCAAGGGAAGGUCUACAACCUGAUCAGUCGGCGUCGCUUCCAGCAGAUGGACGUGCUGGAGGGCCUCAAUGUGCUAGUCACCAUCUCCGGCAAGAAGAACAAGCUGAGGGUCUACUACCUGUCCUGGCUACGGAACCGGAUCCUGCACAAUGACCCGGAAGUGGAGAAGAGGCAGGGCUGGGUGACAGUGGGCGAGCUGGAGGGCUGCGUGCACUACAAAGUGGUGAAGUACGAGAGGAUCAAAUUCCUGGUGAUAGCACUGAAGAAUUCCGUGGAGAUUUACGCAUGGGCCCCGAAGCCAUACCAUAAAUUCAUGGCUUUCAAGUCUUUUACAGAUCUGCAGCACAAGCCUCAGCUUGUGGACUUGACCGUGGAAGAGGGUCAAAGGUUAAAAGUUAUCUAUGGGUCCAGCGUGGGGUUUCACGUGAUCGACGUGGAUUCUGGGAAUCCCUAUGAUAUCUACAUCCCGUCGCAUAUUCAGAACAGUAUCACCCCGCACGCCAUUGUGGUGCUGCCCAAGACGGACGGCAUGGAGAUGCUUCUCUGUUAUGAAGAUGAGGGGGUCUAUGUGAACACAUACGGCAGAAUCACUAAAGACGUGGUCCUGCAGUGGGGAGAGAUGCCGUCUUCUGUUGCCUACAUCCACUCCAGUCAGAUCAUGGGCUGGGGAGAGAAGGCCAUUGAGAUCCGCUCCGUGGAGACGGGACACCUCGACGGAGUUUUCAUGCACAAGCGAGCUCAGCGACUAAAGUUCCUAUCCGAGAGGAACGACAAGGUCUUCUUCGCCUCUGUCCGAUCCGGAGGUAGCAGUCAAGUCUUUUUCAUGACCCUCAACAGAAACUCCAUGAUGAACUGGUAAACUCACCAAACCCUCCAUGUGCCCCCCCGCUCCCUCACCCCCACUGUCCCUGCGCUCCUGCGAACCCAUCCAUGUGGAGCAAACGAGGCCCACGUCAACAUUGAUGGACAGAGAGAAACCUGGCGUCAGAAGAAUAAGCGAUGGUUGGAAGGAACAUCAAGGGCUCUCGGGGGGCAGGGGGGUACCAAAGUAAACGAGGCCCGCCCCCCCCCCACAAUUGCCUACCACCACUUCCUGGAGAUAAAUGCAGCUGUUCGUGCUAAAGGCUGGACUUUAUAGAGCCUGUCAGCGGGGAAGGGGAUUUGUGAUCUGCCCGCCCCCUCGCAGAGCAACACACGACCCGCUCCGUCUUUGAUACAGCAUCCAUACAGUUCUUUUAUUUCUUGUUGUAUCAUUUUGGUGAGACGUGCAGAUGGUCUGUCCUCUUGGAAACAGGACAGGGUGGCCAUGCUGCACCAGUGUCACUCAAAACAUUGGUGUCCAUGUUGACCCUCUAGAGGCUCGGGCUGCUUUGCUGUCCUACUGUCUGGAAGGGGACCUGGGCAUUGACAAGCUGGGGGGAGAGGGGAGUCCAUUGCGUUGUCCGGUCUCUUUGACAGAAAUUUAUGGAGCUGAAGGCUGUCUCUGGACAUAGUCCAGUCUGUCACCAUAAAUACAGAUUAGCCAGCUAACAGCAAUAGAAACCAGGCUUUGGUGUUGGUGGGGUUCAGUCCUCUCGUACCAGUGAAGGUUGGUUCUGUUGCAGCAGACAACACUUUUAGGCCAUUUGUGAACGCCUCCUGCCCCCCGGGUCGUGAUCCCUGUCGAUUUCUGUUUGACUGUAAAUCUGCGUUCAGCCGUAGUCCAAGCAGUCGACCCGAAGCUGGUGAAAACAGAACACAAACUGUGACCGCUAUCCCGUGAUUUAAAGUUUUCCGUUUCCUUCUCUCUCUCUCUCUCUCUCUCUCUCUCUCUCUCUAUCUAUCUCUAAAACUCUCUCUUUCUCUGUUUCUUUCCAAGUGGCUGCUAGCAUGGGCUGCCUGUGGGAUUCUGGGAUUUUACCGUAAAAAAGUAAGGAAAAAAAAAAAAAAACUGUGCGCGCUUCCCGUUAUUGACCUACCUCGUUUCUUUUUCUAACCAUUUAGUUGCAUUUUUAAAAAAAAAAACAAAAAAAAAAACAUGUAGACAUGUACAUAGAGGUUCACAUCUGUACCCAUGUCCGUUCAGCGAUCCUGUUCCAGCGGUGUGUUGCACAUGGUAAGAGAUGCAGUUGGCCGAGUUAUGACUGAGCCAGAGAGACGUAGUAGGUACUGAAUGUGGAAGCUUUCUAGAAAAACCCUUUUCUUUUACCUAUCCCCACAGGAUAAAAUACGGCGGAUUUCGAGAACGUGGUAUGGUGUGUUGAGUGCUUGAAAUCCACCGUAUGUUUUUAAACAGUGUGCACAACUGCUACGUAUAGACAUACAGGUGGCAGGAAUUUGUAAGGAUACUGAAUGCUGCGUAUAUUCAUUUUUAAACCUUACAUUUUUAAACAUGACAUGCAUUAUGUACUGUCUGAAGGGCAUCCAAAGGGAGAAUUUGACAAAAGAUGCAACGAUAAAUGGCCGUUGUUAUCAUUAUCACUAUUAGUAUUAUUUAUUGCCAUCAUCAUCAACCACGAAAUCGUGAAAUUUGUGUUUAAAUGACUACUGAAUGAGACUACUUUAGAUGGGCAGUGUACGAAAGGCGAGUAUCUUGGGGGGAAAAUACAUUCUUGCUUUUGUAAAUACUUUUCCCAGCGUUUAUUGCAGUUUCAUACCUGCACACUCACGUAUCAUGUGAAUAUGAGCGUUGCACAUCACAAAAUGUUGUUCUUCACUCUGAAUUUAAUUGAUACCUCCGCUGUUAUCGACUUUAGCACAAUCGCCGAUAGGACAAAGGCCCAGAAAUCAGCCCUGAACUAAGUGAUAUUUUGUACAGUUUAGUGUAAAAGUUCAUUGUACAGUUGUCUUCAAGUGAAAUUUGGGUUUCUUUGAACUUCUUUUAAAAUUGACUAUUUUUGUCUUACGAUUUAGGCAUUUAUUUGCAAAAUACAUAGCAUGAUGUAAGGGAAGAUAAAACUGACAACUUGAUAUUGAUUUCAUUCUCUUUUUUACAUUUAUUUGAUCUCUAGGACAGUGCGUAUUUGAUUUGGAUGUAAUCUUUGUCGACUGAAAUAUUAACAGGGAACGAUCAUUUUUAUACUGUUUCUGACCAAUGACUGGUCAUAAAUGAUUCUCCACCUGUUAGUCCAUCGGAGCACGAAUCGGCGGCUGACAAGCGGAGGGCGAGCCAAACGCCAAACUGAAGGUGAUUAAUUGAGUGACGAUUGAUCAAUUAUUAAUUAGGUACAGUGCAUCGUGGCAAACCACGUGACUUACGUGGGCGCCGUCUUGGAAUUAAUGACGUCACUGUAGGCUCCGCUUGUUCAUCGCCAGUAUUGCGUUAAGGAUUACUCUAGACUUGCUGUACUUUUCCCUGGUUUAGCGGUUCCCUGUAUUUUUAGGCUUUGACAAAAUCAAUGUAACUUUUUCCUCCACAUAUCGGUACAUUUUAUACAGGUAUUCUGUUCUAUAGCUUAUUGGAAUUCCUGGAUGCGAUGCACGGUUGAAAUAUGCAUAAGAAUGUCAAAAUUACCUAAAGGUUGUGGUUCUGUCCGUUUUCGCAGAUCUACCUUUAAAAUGAGCCGCCUUUUCCAUUUUUUUCUGUCAUAUCUGCAUUUGGGGGAAAAUGAUUUGUUUAGGGAGAGAUAUGGUAAGCUUUUAGAGGUGUUUUAUUUCUCCUGAAUUUAUUGUAAUGUUUGCACAAUAUAAAUAUUUAUAUUUGAGGAAAGAGUAAAUGAUGACCUAAUUGGGAUAUUGUUAUGGGGAAUGGGAGGACACUAAUACUGAAUCAAGCCUAAAACCGUUUUAGCAAUAAAAUAUACCGGUGGUUUAGCUUUUUUAAAUUCCUCUCCUUUUAUUUGCCAGAUUCUGGUGGGAACAUUGUGUUAACUAGUAGAGAAACGGGGUUGUUUUGUACUAACACAGCUUUGUGGAGCUUGUUUGUGUGAUGGAUAUGUACACUGGGAGGAGGGCGGGGGGGACACUUCUUCUGCUAGACUUCUCUCAGUUUUCACUUCCCAGAACUGUUACACAUUGUGUUUAUCAAAUUAUGAGCAUUAGAUUUGUCCUGUUUUUUAAGUCAAUAAAUCAAUAAACAAGCAAAUGAGCAAACAGUA